Messenger RNA from Closterium sp. NIES-65, 774 nucleotides. The record is from the annotation of a GenBank genome assembly. Lineage: Eukaryota; Viridiplantae; Streptophyta; Zygnematophyceae; Desmidiales; Closteriaceae.
AUGGCGACGGUUAGGCGAAUCAUACCUCACACUGAACGGGGAAAGGCGACCCGACAUAAUUACGUGAAUAUGUACGCGAAGGCGGGGACGCUGGAGACAGGGAGCGACGACGAGUUCAUGCCAACCGUGCUCUACGGUGGCCUGCAGUCACCAGGAAACGCGGUAACGCCAGGGGGGUCGACCCUACCGAACGAUGGGGCCGAUGCGGAGGAGGAUGACGAGCCAAUCCCUGCUCACAUAUUGAACAACGACUGGAGCUGGCUGGAGUUCGGCGACGACGGCAGCGAAGACGGGGCUUCGGCGGAUGUGGAAGAGGUGCCGCAGAAGGUCCCGGCAAACCAUACGCCGGCUCGCCGCGAAGAGGCAGCUCCUGCUCGGGGGUCGGGCGUGGCCGGAUCUGCAAGCGGUGAAACCCCUGAGGGCGCGCGGGUGGAUAGCGGGUCGAACAACGAUGCAAGCCGUGUUGCGACACUGGAGGCGGAGCUGCGGGCAUUGAUGGGGAAAGUAGCCCAGCUCAGCGGGCAAGUCGUUAAGAGGCAAGAGGAGCCGGAGGGUCAAACGGGGCAAAAUGUGGAAAAACCCGCUGUGGCCAUUGUCGAGAGUCAGCCGCCCGUUCCGGUCGUCACCAAGCCAGCCGCAACACCCUCCCGGAAACCCCAGGUGGCCGCUACCGUCAGGGCAGACCAUGAAAGCCCUGACAACCCCGCGUCCAAGGGCACUUCAGGCAAGAUGACUUGGGGACGGUGGGAGCCAUGGAAUGGGGAGGACCGAUGA